GGAGAGUCAUGGUAGCGCAACGUUUGCAGAAACCUCCUUUUCAGUUUACUGUGGUAUGGCAUUGGGCAUAAUGGAGACCAAACCAGUGAUAACCUUUCUCAAAACCCUCCUCAUCGUUUACUCCUUCGUAUUUUGGAUCACAGGAGCGAUCCUCUUGGCAGUGGGAGUAUGGGGGAAGUUUAUGCUGGGCCCUUAUAUCUCUCUGAUAGCUGAGAACACCACCAAUGCUCCAUACGUCCUCAUCGGCACUGGGACUGUCAUCAUCGUCUUCGGCCUGUUCGGAUGCUUCGCCACCUGCAGGGGGAGCCCAUGGAUGCUCAAACUGUAUGCAAUGUUCUUGUCCCUGGUGUUCCUAGCUGAGUUGGUGGCUGGGAUCUCUGGCUUUGUUUUUCGUCAUGAGAUAAAGGGAACCUUCUUGAGGACGUAUACUGACGCGGUGUUGAACUAUGAUGCUGAGGAUGAAAAGAGCCUGGUUGUGGACAACGUCCAAAGCAGCCUGCAUUGCUGUGGGGUGUACAACUACACCAGCUGGUUGGGCAGUGUGUACUACCCUGCUAACGGCUUUCCCCUGAGCUGCUGCUCCAACUCCUCUGACUGCAGCCCACAGGACCUCCGCAACACCACCAUAAACCACACCAAGAUCAACCAACAGGGCUGUUAUGAACUGGUCACCUCCUUCCUCGAGAUCAACAUGGCCAUCAUUGCAGGAGUGACUUUUGGCAUCGCCUUCUCACAGUUGAUUGGCAUGUUGCUGGCAUGUUGUCUGUCCAGGAUCAUUACAGCUAAUCAGUAUGAGAUGGUGUAGCUGGGAGAGCAGGGAGAUGAAGAGGAGAGGGCGAACAACAUCUUGGUAGACUGGGACAGAAGAUCCCCACAACACUAGCACAUUGCAUCACUAAAACUCUCUCUCCCUCUCUCCCCUCUCCCUCUCUCCCCCCUCUCACUCCCUCUCUCUCUCUCUCUCUCAUUAUUGAAACUUAUUGUAAAUAAGCACCAUUCCUUAAUGCUACUGUGCCAUGAGCUUCUCUCAGUACCUUAAACUCCUUCACUGAAUGACUGCUGGUAAAAGCUGCAAGUAAGCACUGAUCUAGGAUCAGCUUACCCUCCCCAACACAAGAUUGACCUUGGACCAGCAUCUAGGGGAAACGUCCUCCUACUCCAUAUGAGCUUAGCAGUCUCUGACACUGUGGAGAAGUUUCCCUGAGGCACAGGUCUAGGAUCAGCUCACCCCACCCUUGAUGCUAAAUUUAACCAUUAGGAUAAUGAAUGAAUAUCUGACCCUGCAUUAGUGCUAAGGGGCAACUUCAUCCUUCUCCUUAGCAGUCUUUGACCCCUGUGUCUCCCUGUCCUCUCAUCGUUCCCCCUUGUGGUCUGGCAUGCUCCAUAUAGGCCCUAGCAUCUCCAAAGCGAUGCACAUAUUUGAAUAGACAUUACAUUAUUAACCCACAUAAAAAUAUAUACAGUAGCCGACAUACACUGUAUUGUCAUGAUGUUCAUGAUCACCGUAAAUACCUAAACUUUAGACAUUUAGAGAAGAUAUGUUGAUAUAACGUUGAGAGAGCAUUUAGAGCUAACUGUAGCCUUUCAUUUGCAUCUUUGCUUUUUCGCUGCUACAUGGAUGAUAUCUGACUAUUGUGUCCAUAUCUAUGACAUUAGAUAACAAUGAACUGUGCAAUUGAUUUGGUCUGUGGAUGUGUAAAUGUGGCUUACUUUGGCUGGUGGGAGGAGCUAUAGGAGGACUGGCUCAUUGUAAUGGCUGGAAUGGAGUCAGACGUGGUUUUCAUACGUUUGAUACCGUUCCAUUUAUUCCAUUCCUAUAGCUCCUCCCACUUACCUCCUCUGUCUUCCACGCUCCUAGAUUAUUUAUCAUUUAUUAUAUUAACACAUCAUGAUUUGUGUGUGCCGACUUUGGUCUGGAACACUGUGCUGUUUGGAUUUAUUUGUAUGUUCUUGUAAUAUUUGUAUGUUUAGUUUUGUCUGAUUCUGAUAAAUAGCAUUAUUUAUUGAUUUUAUUGAUGUUAUGUGUUUUUGUGCCACAUGUUGAGAUAUAUAGGCCUAUGUUUACUUUUUGCUUAAUUUAUGUAUUGUUGACAUUUCAUUUUUUAAAUGUCUGCCUUUCUGUGUGCACACUUACAAUUGUGCAUGUUUGUGCACGUGUGUGUGAGUGAGAAAGAGUUGCGGUGGAAUCCCGACAUGAGUGUACAACCGGGAAUAGGGUAUCAUGUGAGAUACAGCCAAUGCUCAUAUAGAUGUAAGGCUCAGGUCAAUGAUAUGAUUUCCACGCUCCGACUGGGGCCUCUUAUGGUGUUGUGUAUGUAUGUAUGUCCAUGUCUUAGAGUCAUGACAGAGGCAGCUGGGACCUCUGUGCUAUAGACGGGUUCGCUGACAACGUCAUGAAAACAAUGCGUGUGCUUCAUUGGGGCAGAAGCUGUGUGUUGUUAUGGUUCUGGAUGGCCAGAUAGCUAGCAACACUGACAUGUGGGGAAUCGUAAGUGGCUCGUUUGCUCUUGUACUUGUCUUGUUUUGAGGUGUUUCGACUUAUGCCACGUCAUGUCUAUGCUAUUAUGGCAAAAAUUUGCGAGCUAACUUGCUAACCAACAACUGUAACAAUGCAUUUGAGUGCUCAUUGUGCAACUUUAUUUAUGUUCAGUAAACAUUGGAGACGAAAUAUAGUUGACCUGUCAACAAUCCAAGCCAACCCCGUAUGUUUUGCCCCGUUAGUUGUACAUGGUUCGGUUUUGUUGCUAAACAACCAACCCGUCUAUACAAGGGAUCUCAGCCCUGGUUCUGGGUCUCUUCCAUGUAUGCUGUUUUCACUAAUGACUCAGAUUUACAAUACUGGGUUAUUCAAAUCUCAACUAUUUUGCAUGAAAUUCUUUUAUAGAAGGGAUUACUGGUAUGUACAUAGAAAUUGCAUGGUAAAACGGUAAUUACACAAUAAUAACCUAUGGAUCAUUUAUUUGUUUCAUUGAUACUAAAUUGGAGCACCAUUCCAUAUACCAGGUAAACAACCGGUAGCUGAACCUUUAAAUAAAAUGCUACCAAGAACUGCCAGUGUAUUGAAAUGAAUUUCCUUCCCUAUAAUGGAUGGAUUAUGUGAAAUCCCGUGAACAGGUUGGGUCCCCAGUUUCCCCACCUCCAGCAGAGUAGAAAGCCAGUUUACUGUUAUUAAGUAGAUCACUAAAUCGUACCAAACUAACAAAACAAACGUGACCAGUCAAUAAAUAUUGCAAUCCAAAGUUGCAGCGUUAACGAAAAGCUAAAACACUGUUUUGUAGCCAACCUUUUUAAAUAACUCGGCACCAGCAAUUAUAGCAUGCCAACAGAGGCAUCAUGCAUAUCCUGUUGAAAAAGAUCUAUACAUUUUUUGGUAAAACAUUUUGUUGUUGUUGUUGGCUUUACCUAGCCCAGAUAAAUUCCCAAUCUCCCAACCUCAUAACUAGCUACCAAUAAGUCGUUUCAGGCUAUCAAUCAAGUUAGAGUAGCUAGCUUGUCUAACUAUCUUAGCUGGCAUCCCUGCUGAAAAGGCUGGUAGAUUUUAGAAAAGCAAGCAAUAACUAAAUGUACUGAAUAAGACUCACAUUUCUUUCAAUCUUUUACUCAGAUUUUUGCAGAGAUCAGAGAAGAAAAUUAGUUAUUUUAAAAAAAAGACACCAGUCAGGAUUAUACAGACAGCUCAAGAGGUAUGCUUAGAUAUGCAGAAAAAUACAAAUAUUUUUUGACAUAAUGAUUAUGGCUCUAGAUUGCAGGAAAAAGCUGUUUUCAGGUGGUUGAAAAAUGCAAAAUUAUCCAUCUUCCCAUCACUCCAGACCACCCCCCAGCCAUCCUUAUGUAAUUUGUGCCCACUCAGAUUUUUGGGGUGCAUGACACCCCUGCAUGCCAAUACAGUGUGUUCAGUUGUUGAUAUUGUAACCUUCAGUGAUCACUGUAUUAAUAAAUUAUCAUCAUAACUUUA
Salvelinus fontinalis (brook trout) is the source of this 3955-nucleotide messenger RNA. RefSeq names its product tetraspanin-7-like. NCBI's taxonomy places the organism in Eukaryota, Metazoa, Chordata, Actinopteri, Salmoniformes, Salmonidae. The transcript is spliced from 8 exons. The record is from RefSeq and is a predicted model, not a curated record. Gene Ontology annotation, cellular component: membrane. Bases 56 to 805 code for a protein of 249 amino acids.